Molecule: messenger RNA, 684 nt
Organism: Linnemannia hyalina
Lineage: Eukaryota; Fungi; Mortierellomycota; Mortierellomycetes; Mortierellales; Mortierellaceae
Source: the annotation of a GenBank genome assembly
AUGGCCUCCCUUGCUGCUAGAAUGGCCUCGGCCUCCUUGAAUCGCUCGGUCCGUGUCGCUGCUGCCCGCAACGUCCUCGCCCCCGCUGGACUUGCUGCUCAGGUCCGUCUCAACCACAACUCUGCGCGCGAAACCACCAACAUCCCCGACUUCAGCAAGUACAAGAGCGGAUCCGGCGAUGCCACUAACCGCGCCUUCUCCUACUUCAUGGUCGGAACCACCGGUGCUGUCUCCUUCCUCGGAGCCAAGACCACCGUUGCCGAUUUCUUGGCCAACAUGUCGGCCUCUGCUGAUGUUUUGGCUUUGGCCAAGGUCGAGGUUGACCUCAGCACUAUCCCCGAGGGUCGUAACGUCACCAUCAAGUGGCGUGGAAAGCCCGUCUUCAUCCGUCACCGUACCGCCGAUGAGAUCGAUGAGGCCAACGCUGUUAACAUUACUGAGCUCCGUGACCCCCAGAACGAUGCCGAGCGUGCCCAGAAGCCCGAGUGGUUGGUCAUGUUGGGUGUCUGCACUCACUUGGGAUGUGUCCCAAUUGGAGAGGCUGGUGACUAUGGUGGAUGGUACUGCCCUUGCCACGGUUCCCACUACGAUAUUUCUGGACGUAUCCGUAAGGGACCUGCACCAUUGAACCUCGAGAUCCCUGCCUACUCGUUCGAGGAGGGCAACAAGAUCAUCAUCGGUUAA